Ilex paraguariensis (yerba mate) is the source of this 900-nucleotide messenger RNA. The record is from the annotation of a GenBank genome assembly. Lineage: Eukaryota; Viridiplantae; Streptophyta; Magnoliopsida; Aquifoliales; Aquifoliaceae.
CCGAGCAGCUCUGUUACGUCCAUUGCAACUUCUGCGACACUGUCCUCGCGGUGAGUGUUCCUUGCACCAGUUUGUUCAAGACUGUUACCGUUCGAUGUGGCCACUGCACCAACCUUCUGUCUGUAAACAUGCGAAGCCUCCUUCUUCCUGCGGCUAAUCAGCUUCAUCUUGGACAUACUUUCUUCUCUCCCCAAAAUCUUCUGGAGGAAAUUCGAGGCUCGCACACAAAUUUGUUGAUCAAUCAGCCCAAUCCCUAUGAGUCAAUCAUGCCGGUUCGAGGAAUUGAUGAGCUUCCUAAGCCUCCAGUGGCUAACAGACCUCCGGAGAAGCGACCGAGAGUGCCAUCUGCCUACAACAGGUUCAUCAAGGACGAGAUCCAACGUAUUAAAACUGUAAAUCCUGAUAUAAGUCACAGGGAGGCCUUCAGUGCAGCUGCAAAGAAUUGGGCCCACUUCCCACACAUUCACUUCGGACUCAUGCCUGAUCAACCCGUGAUCAAAAAGGCAAAUGUGUGCCAACAGGAUGGAGAGGACGUUCUCAUGAAAGAUGGGUUUCUCUCUCCAGCCAAUGUGGGUAUGUCCCCCUACUAAGAACGUAGGUGAAGAUGUUAGGGUUUCUUUGCUAAUCUUUCCUGUAUGUGAAAAACCAACAAUCUUUGGUUUUCUGUGAUUAGGGUUUUCUUUAUGCUGUCUUCAACAAGACUCUUAGCAAUCUGUGUUGCUUGGUGUCUGUCAUUAAUGGUGGGAAAUGAGUCAAGUGUAGCGAUUCAUCUUUGUAGAACCCAUCUGAAUUGAGGCUCUUCAGUAUUGAUAGAUAUCAUGCAUUUUGUAUCUUUGAACCUUUUCAUAUCACUACUUAUCUCUAUGUUUGAAUUCUGUUGCUGAACUGUCCUUAUAAGCA